Poecilia reticulata (guppy) is the source of this 3572-nucleotide messenger RNA. The record is from RefSeq and is a predicted model, not a curated record. NCBI's taxonomy places the organism in Eukaryota, Metazoa, Chordata, Actinopteri, Cyprinodontiformes, Poeciliidae.
AGGGAGAAGCCGAGCUGUCAAUGUAAGUGUGCAAUGAUUAGCCAGUUUUUUUCUUUUUCCAAACUUCAGCGUUUGGACGUCGCAGCAAUUAACCAGUACCCGUAAGUUUUAAAACAGCAUUAAGGUUAUAGGAGACAUGAGUGGCACGGUACAGCAGAUUACUCUGAAUCCAGGCGUCCCCUACUUCCUAAGAGUUGACUGGGCUGUGGACCUGGGUGCUGGAUUCACACUAGCUCUCACUGACGGAAGCUCAGUGUGGAUCGGAGAAGUUUCAGAGGACGAGGUGACAAGAGAAGCCAAUGAGAUGGGAGUCAUAAGGGAGAAAUAUGUUGAAGAUCUUCUUCAAGCUCUAACAAAAGGUGAAGAAAGAGUGGGAGGAAAACGAAAUGGGAAAGAGGAAUAUUCUUUUUGCCUCUCUUCGAAUCACAAUCUUCUUUCAUAUCAGAAGAUCUGCAACAACAUUUUGAUACAUUUGGGCUCCGUGGAGCUUCAGCCAGCGCCAGACUCUGUGGAGCUCAUCCGGGAGAUGAUCGGGAAGUCUCUGCAGCACAGAGCAGAUCUGGAGACAGAAAACUCAAGACUGUUGGAGGAGAACUGCACACUGAGACAGGAUCACCAGCGUAUACUGAAAGAGUUGGAGCAGCAGGUUAAGGAUAAGGAGAUGUUGGAAAAGGAAAUGUAUUCGCGUUUUGUCAUGGUGUUAAAUGAGAAGAAAGCGAAGAUCAGAGGACUGCAAGAGACCGUCCGACUGCUCAGCCACGCUGACGAGCAGCAAAAAGAGGAAGAAAGAAGACAAAGUGACAGUGAGGCCUCUCAAAGUGAAGACGGCGGACAUCCCUCUCAGGAGUCGACUAUCCUCAUGAAAGGUUGUAGUUUAGUGUCACAAGGCAUCCCUAUCCAUCAAAGUUUUUCUGAUGAUGAAGAGAGAGAGACAGAAGAGAUGGUUGCUUCAGAAUCCUAACACAGACUCCUCUGAAGAGCAAUAACAUUCAUGACUGAACGUGAACACAGGCCCUUCACAUUCUCUGCAGUGUCUUUGGGAACUGUUUGUAUUGCUGCAAAUGAAAUGGAAAUGGCAGGUAAUUUAGAAACAAAUGAUGUAUGCAGUUUUUCAUGAUUUUGGUUUUGCUAGCUGCCUGUUACUAAAAUAUUGCUGCCACUCAGGCUCUGUGCUGUUUAAGAAUGAAGAAUCAAGUUCAGAAAACUAACAAACAAAUGCUUCUUUUUGGGUUUUUUGUCCUGCUUUUCUUUUUUUUUUAUUUAUUAAAAAAAGAAUAAAUGCAGUAUGUUUCAUUUAAACACUGUAAACUAGCACUUUGUCAAAGGUAAUUUGAACUUAAAUCUUUCUUCUUGUUUUUAUAAGCCCUUUUAUUGUCUGGAAAUUUAUGACCAAAGCAACCCGGUUGUCUCCACGGAGUGACUGAGGGGAUGUUGUUUCUCAUUGUCUUAAUUUCCACACUUUGUGUUUUAACUCAGCUACCAGCUUUGGUAGCUGAGUUACUGUACUUGCAUCUUUACAUUGGGGCCCAAUUCACCAGCCUUCAGGUUCUUUAUCUCACCAUUCUGCCUUUGGCUUUUAGAUCCUCUUGCAGUCUUUUGUCAUUUUGAUGAUACCUUUUUGUCUGCUUAAAUCCACGGGUGGCCGCCUGGUUAAUCCUCCUGCAACACGUUCUUGCGGGUGCUGUAAUCCCCACAAGAAUGUUCCACUCUCUCCUCUGCACUCCGCAUGAAUUAGGUAUUUUACAAAGGAAAGUGGAGAGCUGUGUCAGAGGUUAAUUUACAGAUGAGUGCAGUACAAGAUGAUGAGACAAAGGGUGGACAACGUGGAGGCCACUGAAUAUUUUGUUGGUUCUAUUCUAAAUUUUGCUUUAUAGUUUGAUUUCACAUAACUUUUGUGUGCCACAGUGAAAUCGACUAGAAGAAACAUGCUUGAAUUCUUGGAGGAGCUGGUGUGGCAGGUUGUGGUACUAUCUUCACAUAUAGUUAUAGUAAAAAAGGGGGACAGCCUUUAUGCAGUCUAGUUACAAUGUUCUAUAUUGCAAGUCAUGUAAAAAAAAUACUUUAGGAUUGUGGUAUUCAGCGGUUAUAUACAAAUAUCUUCUCAGCAAAUUUGGCAUUUGAAAACAACCUUUAAACCCCAAUGGUGUCUUUCCAAGGGCAAUCUAUAUCCUUCAACUGAACACGUGAUCAUGCAGCUGGAGGGGUUAAUGAUGUUCGAGAAAAAGCAACGACAGCUGAGGCAGCCUCAAAUUAAGCAUCCAUUCACUUACUUAUCAUCGUCAUUCACUUAUCGAGUGCACCUGUAGAAUUCCCAUCAUCCAGAGAAAUGACAGGAGCCUUCCUGUUUUUCCUGCCACGGAGUUGCAAUGAGACAGAGCCGUCUUUGUCUCGUGCUGGGCUGCUCAGGAAUCGCCGCUCUCCACCUUGCAGUGUAAUGUCUGAAACAACUUGGCCUCAUACAAACAGUUCUUGAAAACUGAAAAUGACAGCUCACACCCUAAGGUCUAUCAACAGGACCACAAAGUAUAAGAAAUGCAAGCCGUUCCUUUAUGAAGUUCAUAAUAGGCCAAUUAUCACAGUUAUUGGUUUAUAUUGGAGUUAAAAUUUUCCCCUUUUAAAAUGUCUAAUUUUUGUUGGACUGGAUGUUUCUGCCUCUGUUACCUCCUGCUGGUUGUCUAUACAGUGGUCUAUCCUUAUCAUCUUAUUGUCUGAAUCAGAUUCUGUGUAUUAACAUAUUUCGUAGCUCAUAAGACAGACAGUGGUGCAUAUUAAAUAUGAGCAUUUUUUGUGCAGAUAAUGUGAAUAUCACUGUAUUGUCUCAUGAAUAUCCCCAAAACUCUUGAGUGUGCUUUGUUUCACAAUCUUGUUGUUAUCUCUAUUGUAUGUGGACCUUUUUCUACCAUGAGUUUUUUCUUUAAUUAACUUUCUUUAACAAUACUUGAAUAAUGACUCUUGUAACAUUUUUCUUCUUUAGUAAAAAGCUUAUGAGCCUUGGUUUCCGUGUGAAGGGCCAUGGUGACUGUCUGCUGGACCACUGGAUAUUUCCCUAGUCAUAACACAGCUAUAGCAAAACACUUUUCUAUAACAAUCUCAUUUAUUUAAUUUCCACAGAAACUGAAUCCUGGGUUUCAAGAGCUGUACCUUGAAAUAUAUGACUCUUUAAUCAGUCUAUGUAAUACUAGUUUAAUAUCUCUGAUAAAUUAACUGUUCAAUGAUAUUCAUUGUGAUGCAUCUGUAAGUAGAGUAGUGUCUCUGCUGCCCUCACACAAGUUGUCACUCAUACUAAAACUAGAGACAGCACCAUUCAAAGCUUCUUUUGUUGUUUGAAUAACGUACAAAUCCCCAAUCAUUUCCUUCUUGCUUCAAUGGUUUUCAAUAGCUAGUGGCAAAGAGUAACCCCCUCUGUUCCGACGUGCUCGUUAAGACAUCCUUUUGAUCAGCACAAAUACCGAGUGGAUUUUCUUAUAGCUGUUGGUGCUAACCGAUUGUCUAAUUAUUUGAAUUAAACCAAAGAUUAACCAGAUUUGAAGAGCAUAGAACAUUAAGUAUUUAUAGAACAUUCAAUGAAUACA